This is a messenger RNA of Toxoplasma gondii ME49, 2368 nucleotides long. Its product is annotated as cyclin-dependent kinase regulatory subunit protein. Lineage: Eukaryota; Apicomplexa; Conoidasida; Eucoccidiorida; Sarcocystidae. The record is from RefSeq and is a predicted model, not a curated record. Bases 337 to 2103 code for a protein of 588 amino acids. Gene Ontology annotation, molecular function: cyclin-dependent protein serine/threonine kinase regulator activity. The transcript is spliced from 4 exons.
UUGUUGACCGUACAGUGUAGUUGUAGUUUUGACCUGGCUUUUUGGUGACGUGGUUUCCUCUCAAUUCAGCAAGCCGGCACAUUCGGAUCGUGCCCAUUUAGUGUGACGAGGUCCAAAAACAAGCUGUGGUCGUCAGCCUGUAUUUUUGCGUAGGGUUCCCGCCCCAUCUGCGUCCUCAGCAUCGACUGUCCAUUUUUUCCGCGUCUUUCUCCGAUCUUUCGAUGCUCUCGCUGCGAAUAACAAGGGUGCGUUGUAUGAGUAUUUGCUGGGACGCAAAGAGGUGGUUAUGUCUUCGUUCUCGCCCGCCGUCCCUUCACGCGCGUAUGUGUUUUAUCGAUGGUGUGUUGUCAUGGGAGACCACAAAUCCACUACCCCCUCCGGCUUCUUGUUAGACUGCUGCAAGAAAAGUUUGUCUCAGUCGUGUUUUUUGCCAACAACUGCCUAUUUCUUGCGGAGGAACUCCCCAGAGGAAACUGUGAAUGGAGGGGCGGGAAGACAGGCACUUGGGAGCCACAAGACACACUCGGCAUUCCCCGGCGCACUCUAGACUGCCCUCUCACACAGCACACACGGGUUAAUCAGUCUCAAUUUCAGAGGCUUCGCUGUGCAGAAAAAGGUAUUAGGGGUCCCUGUGAUGCCCCAAACUGUUGUCAGUAUCUGUGUGGAAGUAUACAGUCGCUUUUCCCUCCCCCUGUGGGAGUCCGUCGUCCAUACGCAAGCACUUCUGACGUACGGGAAGCGUCGACUCGCUUUCCUGGCAGGUUCAUUUGUUCCGAAAAGGGAACUUUCGAAGAAUUCAUCUUCGGUGGAGGGAUGGCGGGCGGAAGCUCAUUACGAACACAGCUUCGAGCGCUGCAAACUGUUCCGGAGGUAUAUCGAAGCCAGAAUUUCCUUUGUCGGCUUGAGACCGAGGAUGCGGACGUCCUUGCGGCCAGGCUAGAGGCUGCCGAGGAGAGUGAGAGAGAGCAGCAAAGAAAGUAUCGCGCCGUGUUUAUACCUGUUGACCCACAGCUGGAGAAGGAAAUCAACUGCGAAAUCCUCAAUACGGACAUACGCAAUUAUCCCUGGAAAGAAACGCCCUUCGGGGAUGUAUACUAUUCCCCGCGGUACAGCGAUGAAAGAUAUACAUACCGACAUGUCAUCCUGUCAAGGGGAGUCCGCAAGGAAGCGGAAAAACUUGCGUCGACAAUGCCAGAUGGCUUGCUGACGGAAGACAUGUUCAUUCACUGCCUUGGUAUUGCAUUGUCACCCGGCUGGACACAUUUCAUGUGUUUCAACCGAAAGUUGAAGGAGCUGAUUCUUAGGAGACCCAGAGAAGACGAUAACCCCAAAGCGACCCAGGGAGCAUCGAAAGUAGAUGGAGCACCAGGAGAAGGCGAUGAGGUGGAUGUUGACAGCGACGACGAACCACCGCCUGAAGCGAACCCACCGCGCACCGAUGCAGGAAAGUCAAGUGGCAGUGGAGAUUGUCGACCCGAUCAUAAACAUUGUGACUCAGCAUGCUCUGAUGAGAACUUCCAGAUAUCCCAAUGUCGAAAAGGCGAGGUGGAAGUUCCACCUGUUGGUGCUGCCUGUGGCAAAGAAUGGCGGGAGAGGAGUCUCCGCCCAGAAACGCGUGUGUCAGUGGAACCGUCCAAGAAAGCCAACCAAGGGAGAGCAGCGACGACUGGAGAGACAGGGAACGGUGUGCCGUUGUCUCGACGACCGCAUGCGCGGAAUAUAAGUGCUAAGGAUUCAACAGAUCUAGGCCGCACAUCAGCAGCUGCGACAGCUGUUUCUGGAACGCGCCAACUCUCAUGCAGGCAUGCAAAAUGUGUGUCUAAUAAUAUACCCUCGUGUUCCGAGGCGCAGAGUGGAAGAGAAUUUGAUCACGACCAUGCUCCAGCCGCUAGUUAUGGCGAUUGCAAUGUUUCGGGUCAGCCACCGGAAGGCCCUUCAUCAGCACGCGAUGCCGCUGCACAAAAGGAGGUUCUUGUUAGAAACAGACCACUCGGUGACCGACCUCAGCAAAAACGCACUCGAGAUACGCAGCCACUGCAGCGGCCGAGGCCAGGGGAACCGAAGUUGAAGCUUCAUUGUGCAAAAGACGGUUCUCGUCCAUAAAAGGGAUGGCUGUCCCAUGCAGGCGCAUUUAACUGGUGGAAACGGCACGCAACAAUUUCCUAGGGAACUGACGUAUUUUUUUAUGCGUGUUACCCCCCUCUUUAUUUUGUUCAUAGGCGCCCAUAGUGGGGAGCCUUGUCAAGGUAGCGAUUGCAAUCCCAGAAGACGACAGCAAUUCGGGUGUCUUAUGUCCGUGGGCAAACUUGCAGAGGCGUGGUGCGACCCCAUCUGUAGGAACCUUGAUGUUAUAAUGAACUCUCAGCUU